CCUGAUCCAGCGAUCCAGCUCAUCUCGCAUUCGAUCAGGCUGAUCAACGAUGGCUUCACUUCUCAAUACCUUCACCCGCCGGGCGAAACCGACGACCAUCUCCCUUUUCGGCAUCUUCACCUCGCCAUUCACCCUCACUCGACCCAACUCGACCUUGACGCAGGCGAGGUGUUCCCGGUUCUUGCUCCGACAAGCUAGCGAGUUUGCUCCGAGGGAGUGUCCGACACCUCUGGUCUUGCUGAGGGCGAAGGGUCUGGCAGGCGCUGAAGAUGAGAAGGAAGACUACUAUGCUUGGGGAGGCAUGUUUUCGGAACGAGGCUAUACUGCCGUCGAGAUUGAUAUCGAUGCUCCGGAACAAUCGACAUCCAACAAAGAGUCUUUGCAGGUCAUGGCCAAAGAGCUCUCGCAACAGAUUCGUCUAAUGAUGAUCCCCUUCCCGCCUAUCAUCGUAUCGACCGGAUCUUCCACCCUCCUCUCCCAAGCUUUCAUCUCGGACCACCCGGCUUCCGCGCUCGUCCUCAUCAACCCUCCUUCCAGCGCGGACGAGACCAGGCUCCUCACCCAGACCACUGAAACCCCUCAAGAUGCCUCACAAGCGAUAAGCGGGAAGGGAUUCGACUAUGAACCUCAUUUCCCCAUCCUGUAUCUGUCGACCAAGACUGAAACGCCAGAACAUCGAUUACAAGCGCAUGCAGAGCGAGGUGUCGGGAGGGGCGGGAAGGGGGUGACGUUCGAGGUUCUCGAUGAGAGUCGGGCGCCCGGUGGAGAGAGGGGAGAAGGGACGAGGAUGGAGCUGGAAAGGUGGUUGGAUAGGUGUGGAUAUUGAUAAGGGCAAGGAAGAGGAUGUUAGCCUUGAGGGCAGCAAUUAGCGAUGUUGAGUGUGAUACAACAAUAUGAUCAUUUG
This is a messenger RNA of Filobasidium floriforme, 904 nucleotides long. RefSeq lists its product as uncharacterized. NCBI's taxonomy places the organism in Eukaryota, Fungi, Basidiomycota, Tremellomycetes, Filobasidiales, Filobasidiaceae. The record is from RefSeq and is a predicted model, not a curated record. The coding region runs from base 50 to 826 and encodes 258 amino acids. The transcript is spliced from 3 exons.